UAAUUCAAACUUUACUGGGCAAGGUUAAUAAACCGUUAGCUGUGUGGAAUCUCUUUUGAAAGAUGUCGCUUGAUCACUAGGAAGUUUAGCUCACUUUUGGUCCUUCGCGAGAUUGGAUUAAUGAAACACUAUUUAAUAAUGAAAGAAGUAGUAUAAGAAAAAAUCUAGUCUCCAUCAGUACAAUUACAUCUAAAGUGAAUAAUGUACCUUCUUUUGGGCUAGCCAACUGAAUGUACUGUCAGUGUAUCCUCCAGAAGAGGAUGCCAUAUCUUUAUGCACUUGAAAAUGAAUAUUGGGGCCUCAGCUUUAUAAUAUCAAACCUGAAUGGCUGUAAGCAUUAAGUUGCUAUCCAGUGUAUAUUCACAAAACAAUACAUUUAAUAUAUAAACUAGCGUAGUGUUGGUCUGUACUAUGAUACAGAAGUGUUUGUUCCAUUGUUUUUUGAAGUAUCUGUGGUGUUUUGUUUCUGCUGUUACUGCUGUUUAUUUGAAUUGACCCUUCUUAAAAUUUAUCUAAAUACAUAAUCUAAAUACUGUAACCAGUGUAUCUUGCUGUAACAGAUUCCUUAAAAUGCAUUGGGUGUUCCACUGCAUAUUAAUAACAGUGGCAUGUUUGCAGUUUACAAGUGCUGAUACUCCUGCUAACUGUACUUAUGAAGAUGCGCAUGGUCGUUGGAUGUUUCAUAUCGGUGAUUAUCAGUCUAAAUGCCCUGAAAAGUUAAAUUCAAAACAGUCUGUUGUUAUCAGUCUCUUAUACCCGGAUAUUGCUAUUGAUGCAUCUGGAAAUAGAGGACAUUGGACUCUAAUCUAUAAUCAAGGGUUUGAAGUAACAAUAAAUCAUCGCAAAUGGCUAGUUAUAUUUGCUUACAAAUCAAAUGGAGAAUUUAAUUGCCAUAAAUCUAUGCCGAUGUGGACACAUGACACUUUAAUUCGACAGUGGAAGUGUUUUGUAGCCGAAAAGAUUGGAGUGCAUGAUAAGUUUCAGACUAAUAAAUUAUUUGGUUCAAAAAGUUUUGGUAGAACUCUCUAUCACAUUAACCCUUCUUUUGUCGACAAAAUAAAUGCGCAUCAAAAAUCUUGGCGAGCAGAAAUUUAUCCAGAAUUAUCAAAGUAUACAAUAGAUGAACUCAGAAAUCGAGCUGGUCGUGUAAAAUCUAUGGUUACUAGACCUUCAGUGCUAAAUAGGAAAACUCCAUCAGAAGAACUCAUUUCACUAACUAAAAAUCUUCCUUUGGAAUUUGACUGGACCAGUCCACCAGACGGUUCUAGAAGUCCUGUUACACCGAUUCGUAACCAAGGUAUAUGUGGAAGUUGUUAUGCAUUCGCCUCUGCUGCUGCACUUGAAGCUCGUAUUCGUUUGGUUAGUAAUUUUUCCGAACAACCUAUAUUGUCUCCUCAAGCUGUGAUUGACUGUAGCCCCUACUCUGAAGGAUGUAAUGGAGGUUUUCCUUUCUUAAUUGCUGGUAAAUAUGGAGAAGAUUUUGGUUUUGUCUCAGAAAAUUGUGAUCCAUAUACUGGUGAAGAUACUGGAAAGUGUAAUGUAUCAAAAAACUGCAAACGUUACUAUACAACAGAUUAUAGUUAUAUUGGUGGUUAUUAUGGCGCUACUAAUGAGAAAUUAAUGCAGUUAGAACUUAUUUCUAAUGGUCCAUUUCCUGUCGGUUUUGAAGUAUAUGAAGAUUUUCAAUUUUAUAAAGAAGGCAUCUACCACCAUACGACAGUUCAAAACGAUCAUUACAAUUUCAAUCCAUUCGAAUUAACUAAUCAUGCUGUUUUAUUGGUUGGUUAUGGUGUGGAUAAAUUAUCCGGUGAACCAUAUUGGAAAGUAAAAAAUAGUUGGGGUGUUGAAUGGGGUGAACAAGGUUAUUUUCGAAUACGUCGUGGUACAGAUGAAUGUGGUGUAGAAAGUUUAGGUGUACGUUUUGAUCCGGUGUUAUAAAAUCAUUUCUAGAAUGAGACGGAUAUUUGUUUCCACAUAAUUUUUAUUGAAUUUUUUUUUAUAUAAUUAAAGCGUUCACGAAUAGACCGAUUGAUAUUUGCCUCUUAUUAUAUGAAUUAUUUUUCUUUAUGAUCCUUUAUUCAUAACCGCUAGACUUCUACUGAUCCGCUAGAAAUAUAUAUGACAAAUCAUUAAAUAAACUUUAUUACUGCUGAAAUUUUUGAUAUUGUAAUACAAAAAUUUAUUAUUAUUUGCUACCA
This is a messenger RNA of Schistosoma rodhaini, 2198 nucleotides long. The record is from the annotation of a GenBank genome assembly. NCBI's taxonomy places the organism in Eukaryota, Metazoa, Platyhelminthes, Trematoda, Strigeidida, Schistosomatidae.